Messenger RNA from Caenorhabditis briggsae, 1152 nucleotides. The transcript is spliced from 5 exons. The coding region runs from base 1 to 1152 and encodes 383 amino acids. NCBI's taxonomy places the organism in Eukaryota, Metazoa, Nematoda, Chromadorea, Rhabditida, Rhabditidae. Gene Ontology annotation, biological process: nucleophagy; autophagy of mitochondrion; protein localization to phagophore assembly site. Gene Ontology annotation, cellular component: cytosol; phagophore assembly site membrane; extrinsic component of membrane. The record is from RefSeq and is a predicted model, not a curated record. Gene Ontology annotation, molecular function: phosphatidylinositol-3,5-bisphosphate binding; phosphatidylinositol-3-phosphate binding; protein binding.
AUGGACGCUUCAGAACAGUCACACGAGACAAUCAAGUUUAUCUCAUUCACUCAGGACGCCAAAAUCAUCUCAACUGGUCACAAGGAUGGGAUCACGUUCUACAAAACAUCAGAUCUUCUGGAGAACCAGGUCAUCCAAUCUGAAACUAUGAAAGACAGUGGCCUUCACAAUUCAGUCUUAAUCCAACGCCUUCACUCAUCCGCUCUCUUCUUCGCUGUCUCAGAAAAAGAUCCACGCGCACUGAACGUCUACAACGUCCACAACAAAAACGCCAUCACCAGUCUCAAGUUCAGAAAGUCGAUUUUGGCAGUCAGAGCUCACAAGGACAGAGUGGUGGUAUGCCUCGAGGAUAGCAUUCACAUCUACAUUCUCAACGAAAUGAAGCUAAUUCACAGCAUCAUGGAUACACCAAUGAACCUCCGUGGUGUGAUUGACUUGACCAGCAACCCCGAGAAGGCUAUCAUCGCUUACCCAGGAAGCCCAGACACUGGAUCCGUGCACCUCUUCGACGCUAUCAAUUACGGCUCGAUGAAUACAUUCGUGGCUCAUGAAGGAGCACUUGCUUGUUUGAAGUUCAAUCAAGACGGAUUGAUGUUGUCCACAGCUAGUGUGAAGGGUACUGUCAUUCGUGUCUACUCAGUCCCAUCCGGAAGCCGUUUGUUCGAAUUCCGUCGUGGUGUCUCCAGAUGUGUCACCAUCAGCUCUUUCUGCUUCUCUGCUGAUGGCAAAUAUCUUGCCUCGUCUUCAAAUACCGAAACUGUUCAUGUCUUCAAGCUGGAGAAAGAGGAAGCAAAGACACAAGAAACUGGCGAAGUCAGCUGGUUCGAUACCAUCCACAAGACCCUUGCCGCCUACUUGCCAACUCAAGUGAUGCAGGUGUCCGAGUUGGUGACCACAGAGCGCAGCUUUGCUACCGCCAGACUUCCAGGAGCCGCGAAGAGCAAUCAGGUUGCUUUGAUCAUUCAUAACAACCAUCAACACGUCAUGGCCGCCACAUCAGAGGGAUUCGUCUACUCCUACCGUUUGGAUCCAGAAGGCGGCGAGCUUGACCUCAUCAAGCAGAACUGCAUUGGACCACAUGCUUUUCAGCAGACCGUCCCCACCAUUGAUGAUUCGAUGAACUUCCCACCAAUGAAUUUUAGAAGUAUGUAA